This is a messenger RNA of Pyricularia pennisetigena, 378 nucleotides long. RefSeq lists its product as uncharacterized. The record is from RefSeq and is a predicted model, not a curated record. Lineage: Eukaryota; Fungi; Ascomycota; Sordariomycetes; Magnaporthales; Pyriculariaceae. Bases 1 to 378 code for a protein of 125 amino acids. The transcript has 3 exons.
AUGCAGUUUUCCACUAUCAGCGCCUUUUCGCUGGCCGCUGCUGGCGUGCAAGCCGCGAAAGGCUUUACAUCAACCUGUCGCAUGGUCGCAGGCACUUACAGUCAGGUGGGGUUCACCAUCACAACGGAAUGUCAAAGAGCAGAUGGCGAAUUCGAUGGAUCCACAACCAGUCUCGAUAUCACCAAUUGCUUUCAUGCCAUUGAUGGCAUUAUCGCAUGCGGCCCAGGAGGUAUAUCAGGAUGCUCAUGCGGAAAUAACCCCAACGGUGUGGGUAUCAUGACUUGCACUUGCCCAAAGAAUUCGGGGGCAUUGUCGCCGCAACAACAGGUGGAUUUGAACCAGUGUAUCGGCAACGACAAUGGCAAGCUUGUUUGCUAA